ACGAUUCUGAUAAUUAAGAGCACACACCCGGGAAGUCCAUGUCCCCAAUCACCACAGCGAAAGUGGUUUAGCACUUUGAUGAAGUUCUUGGCCUUUUCCGCCUUUUGAUUACGCGCAUAUUCAAAGUGCUUCUUUUUUUAGAUCAUAUUUUCGGUUUAGGAUGAGACAGAACAAUGGGCGCACUUUUGCAUGCAAACCCCUCAGCUCAGUCUAAGCCUCGGCACGCCUGCAAAACAAGCCUCUCGUAGGAACUGAGGAUGUAUCUAUGGCGCGUCUCCAUCGCUGUAACACUUGGCUUGGUUUGGUAUUUUUCAGACUGUGGCCGCGUUAUUGCGCAGUACUUUUUAUGCUUUCUUUUCUGUUUUACUACUCCUCUGGUUUGGGGGAACGCUGGACGAGAGAGCAGCACCCAGACUGACGAGCACAGCCAGGAGAGAAGUCUUCUGGAAACUAUUGGGGAGCAGCUCUUUGGUGACUUGUCAGAUGGAGCAUGUGGCAGUAAACCAGAGCCACUGGAGUCCCAGUACCCACAAGUGAAAGGCUCUCUGCAGCAAGUGUUUGAAUGUGCCUACGCUCAGCUGGUUCUGCCAUGGUACAUUGUCCCAGAGCCGUGUGAAGACCAGCCUCUGCACCAGGUGCUAAGUAGGGAGUUUGACUUUGUCAUCGAUCGCAUCAUUGACCGAGCCAAAGACUUUGAUGUGUCCCAGGCAGUUGUGGGUUCAAUCCGCAUUCUGACCCAGCACUUGCACAACGCUAAGCAGAGUGACAGAGAGCUCUUGUUCAGCUCCAGAGCAGAGGAGGUUGCAGUCCUACGAGAGUUUUCUGAUGCACUUGUUCGUAACCUUUUUCCCAAGAGCCUCUGGGGCCAUGAAGUCAACCAUUGUGCCUUAAAUGAGAUUGUUGCUUUAAAGGGGUUGGGUCUACUGGUGUCAUGGCUCUCUGACCCAGACAACCUAAACCAUCUGGUGGUUAGCCAGUUGGACAGUGCGUCCCCCAAAGGUUCCGUGUAUGAACCGCAUGGAUUGGACCCAGACCAAACCUCUCUGAUGUCUCAGGACUAUGAGGCCGAUGUGGAGCACGAGGGAGAGGGCAGUGAAGUGAGCCUGGAAGGAAUAGGACUUGAGUCCUGUAAUGGCAUCAAAGGCAAAAAGAGAGACAAAUUAAGAAAAGGAUGGAACAGAUUUGUGGACAAGAUGAAGUUAAAAAGGGUCAAAAAGAAGAGGAUGAAGCAAAUGGAGCAUGAGCUGGUGAGGAGGAUCAUGGCGAUUCAGGGCGACGUGUCCAAUGAAGAAGAUGUGAGCAGCCGAGAGGGCUCUGUCCACAGCCAGCAGGACUCCGACAGGGAGGACAGUGAUCUGGAAAACUACCUGACAAGUGUCCGAGAAGAUAUGAUGGAAUUCAAGCUGUCGUAUGAGAUGUGGCGCGCUGGCCAGUGGGCUGUCAGCAUCCCUCAGGCUGAUGUUGAGAAUGAGGAGAUCAUCUUCACAGUUCAUUUGGAGGAAAAGGGCAGCCCUGAGAAUCUGCAGUGGGACAUCCGAAAGUCUUACCAUGACGUCAUACACUUCUACAACAGAUGGCAGGACUCAAGCAGUCUACCCACCAUCUUAAUUCUAGAGGAAAACCAAGAAAUGGAUGAAGUUAAGGAAGAAACCCGACUAUCAGUGGAGCACUUUCUGCAAGAAGUGGUUUCUGAUGAAAUAAUUGGCCACUCUCAACCAGUGUUCCAGUUUCUGUGUCCACUUGAUAAAUUGCUUAAUGAGGAGGUACAUUAUGGAGGAGUGUGGGGUCUUCUCAGUGGCUUGGCAUACUUCCUGACACCUGGGCAAGAAGAAGAGGAGAUGGGUAGCCAACAAAAUGAAUUCCCCAAAGAGGUCACAAUGUCACAAUCCAAAUCAAAGUCUCCUCCAGACAGUCCGAGCAUUUCAUCUGAAAGCGAUAGCUCGAGCCCUGCCAUACCUACUAUUAUUAUCUCCCCUUGUGACACUCCUGAAGAGCCACCUAAAGAGAAUGAAGCAGAAAAUGAGUCGCCGUCUGCCACCACCUCUGCCCAAGACAGAACAGAGGACUCUGAUAAUCCUAUUACCUCUCACUUUAAAAUGCUGUUUAAAGGAUUGAGCCGCUCCAAGUCACAGGAGUCGCUAUCCCAAAAGAAAAUCUUUGAUGACGAGGAGCAGUGCAGUCAGAAUGGAGAGGCUGAGACUGCAGAGGAGACUUCCACUCAGCAUUCAGUCUUUACACGAUCAAAUAAAAAGGAGAAAAUAAGUUUCAAAGUGUCUAAUGGGCCAAGCAAGACUAAAACAAAAGACCAGGGAACCUUACCAAGAGGAGAAGAUUCCCCCGGUCAGAAAGGUCAAGCCAACUGGGAACAGCAGGAGACCACCAAAGUCAUUUUUGAUCUGCUCAAAGAGAUCUCUGGAAACUCCAUCCUAUUAAACAUAUUUGAUGCUAUCCUGAAACCCGUCAUGCCAAUUUUGAAAAAAAAAAUAAACUCCUUCUUGAACAAAAUGAACCCGACCGAAGCACAGAUGGCGGUAUAUAUCGACACGCUUCGUGCCAAACUGUGGCCAUCCAGUCCUGCAGCUCCAAGUGCUCCUCGCACAGAAGAAGAGAAAAACGAGACCCGAGAGCGAGCGCACAGCCUCAUCAAUGCUAAAUAUUCAAAUGUUCUUGUGCUAAAGAAGACCGAUAUGGAGACAGUGUUUAAUAUUUUUCAGGACAGCGAAGCCAAUAAAACAUUGGUUUAUAUGCUCCUGUCUUUCCUAUUGCGGGAGUUUUUACCAAAUGAACACUGCCUUAAUGUGAGUACUGCUGCUCUCCAAAAAGUGACCAAUAACUGACCUAUGGAUUACUGAUUUUAAAUUAUGUAUAAUAGGUUUUAAAUGCAUUUUUUAUAAUUCUAGUGUUGUUUUUUUGUUUUUACCUCAAAUCCAAAAAUCAUGCUGUGAAUGUCUUUACUUUUUUACUGCACAUAUUUUUUUUUAUAAAAACUUAUAUUUUGUCACUAUGAACAUGCUUAAUCUGUGAAAAAGUGGAUACUAUCACGUGCCAUGAUUUCUAAACUCAGGGUAGUUCAACCGGAUUUAUGUCUCAUUGAAGAACAUCUUUUCACAUCAAUUUGCUAAAAUAAUUUGGUCACUAGUGCACUUUCUUGUUACUGUUUAUUUUGAUUUACAUUUUAUCAAGUACCAAAUCACUUGAUCAUCACUUCAUAGAAGAGACUGAAUCAUCAGAAGACACAUGAAUGUUAUAUUAUGUUGCAAUGUAAAUUUAUACAUUCCAAAUAAAUGUUAAGUAAAAACACAGGGUAAA
Molecule: messenger RNA, 3309 nt
Organism: Periophthalmus magnuspinnatus
Lineage: Eukaryota; Metazoa; Chordata; Actinopteri; Gobiiformes; Gobiidae
Exons: 16
Coding region: 258-2837 (859 amino acids)
Cellular component (GO): early endosome membrane; intracellular membrane-bounded organelle
Molecular function (GO): phosphatidylinositol binding
Source: RefSeq, a predicted model, not a curated record